Messenger RNA from Exophiala xenobiotica, 1041 nucleotides. RefSeq lists its product as uncharacterized. NCBI's taxonomy places the organism in Eukaryota, Fungi, Ascomycota, Eurotiomycetes, Chaetothyriales, Herpotrichiellaceae. The transcript has 2 exons. Bases 1 to 1041 code for a protein of 346 amino acids. The record is from RefSeq and is a predicted model, not a curated record.
AUGUCCCUGUACAAAAUUCUCACACUGCCGCUGCGCCGGCUCCGCCUGCCACCUCCAAACUCCUUCGAUGGCCAAACGGUUCUGAUCACCGGCGCGAAUACCGGCCUCGGUCGCGAAGCAGCCCGGCAGGCACUCCAACUCGGCGCUUCGACCGUCAUCAUGGGUGUCCGCACGCUGUCCAAAGGCGAAGCAGCCAAAGAAGACAUCCGCGAAUCGACCGGCGUCCGGCCCGAAGCCAUCGAGGUGUGGCAGUUGGAUAUGGAGUCCUUUGAAAGUGUCAAGAGCUUUGCUUCGAGGGCGGAAAGAUUCGUCAACGCCGGAGGAAGACUCGACGUGGCCAUCAUGAACGCCGGCGUGGCCACGGGGAAAUUUGUUCAGACGCCCGACGGCUGGGAACGAUCGCUGCAAGUCAAUUGCUUGUCCACCACGCUGUUGAGCCUGCGAUUGCUGCCACUGCUCCAGCAUCCAAAGCCGCCCAACAACUCCAACAAGUCGAAUUCGACGUCGGUGCCUCAUUUGGUCAUUGUGGCUAGUGAUAUACACGAGAUAGCCUCCUUCUCGGAGCGCACGGCGCCGAAUAUCCUGCAGGCUUUGAACGAUCAGAAGCAGUGGGAAAAAGGCCAGGCUCGGAACCCGGCUGAAAGAUAUGCCCUCACCAAGCUACUCGACCACUUCAUCGCCAUCGAGCUGGCGGACAUGGUCACGGCUUCCAGCAAGGGUGCGAUGCCUUCUGUCAUUGUCAACAGCUUGACGCCGGGAUUCUGCAAGUCUGAUCUCAUGUCGCCGUCUCGGGGAGAGAAGGCACCCCUGCCAUUGAGAGUCAUGCAGUGGUUGGUGGCGCGAGAUGUCACCGAGGGCGCCAAAACGUAUGUCGAUGCUGCUGUGCAAGGGGUGAGCUCGCAUGGCAAAUGGCUCGAGAAUCAAGUCGUCGCAGACCCGGGUAAUAUCGUAACUGGCCAAGAUGCCGUCAGGGCCAGGCAGCAGAUUUGGAAGGAGAUGCUUGACGUAUUGAAGCAGGUCGAUGGAGGACUGAUGGUGUAG